CGUUGACUGACAAUUUCAUAGGGUAGACAUGGCUACGCUUCAAUCCGCCCGCGGUGUCUUCACCGCUCGCAGCUCGGCUCCUGUUCGAGUGGCUGUUCGGCCUGUCAGCCGCGCGGUGAUGCUGACGGCCCCAAGCAGUGCUCAGACUAGUUCUUUUCUGGGAGAGGCGACCCUUGCUGCGCCCUCUUCGGGCAUGAAGUGGACCAUGAUGCGUCAUGGCAACCGGGUGAAGCACCUAGGCCGGCCGGCAGACCAGCGGAAGGCACUCAUUCGGUCGCUGGUCACCGAGGUUAUUCGCCAUGGCGCCAUCCGCACGACCAAGGUGAAGGCUAUGGUCAUCCGCAAAUAUGUUGACCACAUGAUUACUCUGGCAAAGGACGGCUCGCUGCACGCGCGUCGCCAGGCCAUAGGGUUUCUGUACGACAAGGAGCUUGUGGCAAACCUCUUUGAGAAUGCUCCAGACCGGUACGCUGAGCGGCCAGGCGGCUACACCCGCGUGAAGACGGACCCGGUGCUUCGCCGCGGCGAUGCUACCGAGAUGGCUGUGAUUGAGCUGGUGUAAGAGCGCCCUUUUUCUCCUCCAUGGAUAGCGAUAGCAGCGGCACGAGCGGCUGGAGCGACGGCCUCUCCCGGAACGCAACGAGACAAAAGGUGGCACAAGCGUUUGGUGCUGUUGGACCGGGAGCCUAACCAGCUGAGGGAAGCUGUUUCAGUGGGGCCAGUGCGUGAUGCGUUUUGGGAACCCGGAUGGUCUGCGUGCAACGAGGAAGCUGAAGGUAGCUGGGCCCUUAAAUGGGGGAAAGAUGGGUUGCGCAUUUUGAAGGUUGAUGUGGAGCAAGCCACAGGUCGGGGAAGGGAGGUAUCGUCAUUAGAAGAGGCGCACAAGGUUUUCGGUCACUGCGUGCUGGGGGAAGAUAUGCGGUAGCGCACAGCACGUGUCUAUGGUCCCCACAUAUUCUCUGGAUGGCUGGAUUGAAUGAUGAGCUUGCCGGCAAUUUUGUUGUUGCUCAUGCUGGGCAAAGCCGGGAAAUUAUGUCCAGCUUUCACACAGAGAGGAUCCUUCUCCUUCACCCCUUUUGAGGAUAUCUUGCUGUUGAAGGGUUUCAACGGAAAUCGGGUGCGCUGCAUGGCACUAUUUUUCUACUUGGAGCUGCGGCCGGGAGUAUCAAUCCUGUCUGAGACCUCAUGUGGACGUCCUGUCGUUAAGGCGGCGGCUAUAUAGGACUUAUGAAUUUGAGGAUCAUCAUAUGCGGCGUGUCUCAUCGCGCCCAUCGCCGCGCAUUUUUGCUUCUGCUUUUCUCGUUGUGGCACAUCCAGAUGAGCCGGUGCGCGCGGGCUUUCGCCCCUGCGGGAGGUAGAGAGUCCUGGACGCGUCCAUGGAUGUGGGUGGUGUAGGGAACUCUUGCCCGGUUAAACGGACUUGAUCGCGGUCUGGUUCGUGCCUGUUUUGCUCGACUUGCUCUCCACUUCACCAAGUAUUCAGGAGGUUAACCUGCUGGCAGGCACUACCAUACCCUAUGGCUCUAGAGUGGAUGUGACCGGACUGGACUUGACUGAAUUGAGCUGGCGUUUAGCAAUGGGAAAAACAAAGCGAUCAUGUUGUGCGGACAAGUGCGUGCGUGCGAAAGCACACAUGUGCAAUUACGAUGGUGAUGUCGUCAGGCUGUAACCUCAGCUUCAGCGUUUUUUCUGUCGCGAAGCUCUGCUGGCGCGGUGUGUACCGUGCUGCGUAAGGUGCGUAUCCGUGAGUGCUUGUGCAGGAAAAGAUCGUCCGCGACGGGUUUUGUGUACGGUGGUGGAAGUCCAGCAUCCUCAAUCCUCUUUCCCCGCCCUCUUUGUAAUGGGUACCAACAG
Messenger RNA from Volvox carteri f. nagariensis, 1854 nucleotides. It is a transcript of the gene prpL17, whose product is annotated as plastid/chloroplast ribosomal protein L17. NCBI's taxonomy places the organism in Eukaryota, Viridiplantae, Chlorophyta, Chlorophyceae, Chlamydomonadales, Volvocaceae. The transcript is spliced from 4 exons. Gene Ontology annotation, biological process: translation. Gene Ontology annotation, cellular component: ribosome; cytosolic large ribosomal subunit. The coding region runs from base 29 to 562 and encodes 177 amino acids. Gene Ontology annotation, molecular function: structural constituent of ribosome. The record is from RefSeq and is a predicted model, not a curated record.